AUGUUUGACACAAUGAAGCCUCAUCCGUUACUGGCACAGGUCCCAUUGACUGUGUCGCCCUUCCUGUCGCUACCGACUGCCGUCACCCUGCCGUACACAUAUCGUUCUGUGCCGACGUCGUUACCCCCUUCCAUCAUAGAGGAGAAUGGUGAAGGGAAGCCCAAGUAUGUCGUAUCCUCGUCGGGACACUCUGCACAUCCAGAAGACAUUGUCAACUCGUGCAAAGCCCUCCAAGCCCAUCUUCAAAAAAGCAUCGAUGCAGCAGAGAAGGCCGUAAGAGACUGGGAGCAGGGCAUCAAAGAUCGUGACCUUGCGGAAAAGCGCAGAGUUGCUCCUGGGUGGCUAGAUCGGACGGAAAAAAUACUUGAGCCUACCAAAGCCCAGGUCAGACAACAGAACGACCAAGGACUGCUGGAUACACAUCCUGCAAAUACUAUUUCUGCUCCGGCCAUGUCACCCAGCAGAGAAGGCGAAGAACUGGAUCGAGCAUUUGGCGGUCUAAACGUGAGGUGA
Messenger RNA from Exophiala spinifera, 513 nucleotides. RefSeq lists its product as uncharacterized. The transcript has 2 exons. The coding region runs from base 1 to 513 and encodes 170 amino acids. Lineage: Eukaryota; Fungi; Ascomycota; Eurotiomycetes; Chaetothyriales; Herpotrichiellaceae. The record is from RefSeq and is a predicted model, not a curated record.